Molecule: messenger RNA, 1108 nt
Organism: Paramecium octaurelia
Lineage: Eukaryota; Ciliophora; Oligohymenophorea; Peniculida; Parameciidae
Source: the annotation of a GenBank genome assembly
AUUUUAUAUGAGUUAAAUAGUGUAGGCAAAACCAAAAUUUUAUGCUGACUUUAACAAGAAUCAGCCUAAAGAGUAUUGGGAUUACGAUAAUUUUGAAAAUGAAUGGGGUGUAAGACUUUCCUUAAUGUUAGGAUAAUGACCAAUAUGAAAUAGCCAGAAAGAUUGGAAGAGGCAAAUAUUCCGAUGUUUAUGAAGGGAUCAGAUACCCAUAAAAUUAGAGGGUGGUAAUCAAGGUGUUGAAACCUGUGAAGAAAAGAAAAAUAAAAAGAGAGACUAAAAUUCUGCUUUCAUUAAAAGGACAUCCAAACAUCAUUGAGUUAAGCGAUAUUGUAAAAGACCCAGCAUCAAAAACCCCUUGUUUAGUUUUUGAUUACAUAGAUCAUGUUGAUUUUAGAAGCAUCUUUCCAAAACUCACUGAUAUAGAGAUACGAUUUUAUCUAUAUGAAUUAAUGAAGGCUUUAGAUUUCUGUCAUUCCAGAGGUAUUAUGCACAGAGACGUCAAACCUUAGAAUAUAAUAGUGAAUCCCUAAAAAAAGUUAUUGAAAUUGCUGGAUUUUGGUUUAGCAGAGUACUAUCACCUGGGGCAGGAUUAUAAUGUUCGAGUGGCAUCUCGUUAUUUUAAAGGUCCUGAAUUGUUAGUUGACAAUGUCUACUAUGAUUAUUCGUUGGAUAUUUGGAGUAGUGGGGCCAUGCUUGCAUCAAUGGUUAAUAUCGAUAAGAUUAUAAUUGUAGAUUUUUAAAAAAGAGCCAUUCUUCUAAGGAAAUGACAAUUACGACCAAUUAGUAGUCAUAGCAAAAGUAUUGGGAACUGAAGAUUUGUUAGCCUACGUUAAGAAGUACAAAUUGAAAUUAGAUCCAGUAUUUGACAAUAAAUUGGGAAAGUAAGAAUUAAAAUUGAAGUUUAGUUAUCCAAAAAGAGAAUGGUCCAAAUUUAUCAAUCAAGAUAAUAAGCAUUUGUGCUCAGAAGAGGCAAUUGAUUUAUUAUCCAGAAUGUUGUUGUAUGAUCAUGUAAAAUUAAUGAGUAUAAUAGGCAUUAAGAAUUACACCCAAAGAAGCUUUAGAUCAUCCAUAUUUCUUGCCUGUUAGAGAUUAGAAAAAAUGAAAUUGG